This is a messenger RNA of Ilex paraguariensis (yerba mate), 258 nucleotides long. Lineage: Eukaryota; Viridiplantae; Streptophyta; Magnoliopsida; Aquifoliales; Aquifoliaceae. The record is from the annotation of a GenBank genome assembly.
AUGGAGAACGUAUUGAGGAAGAGGAGAUACGUGAGAUACUUGAUAGGUGUAAGAAGUGGCACUGGGAGGCCCGUUGUUGCUGGAGAGGGAGGUACCUGGGCUGAGCUUGGUGAGCCGCUGUGUGCCGCUGUGUUGAACGCCGUUGGUGUCGCUGCUGUGUUGAUCGCCACUGCAUGGCAGAGGAAAUGGGUAUGUAGGGAAAUGGGUGAGGCAUGGCGGGAGACAGAGAGUAGCCGUAGGGGAAUGGGUUUGAUUUGA